Molecule: messenger RNA, 1398 nt
Organism: Zygosaccharomyces rouxii
Lineage: Eukaryota; Fungi; Ascomycota; Saccharomycetes; Saccharomycetales; Saccharomycetaceae
Gene: SSU1
Product: Ssu1p
Exons: 1
Coding region: 1-1398 (465 amino acids)
Biological process (GO): transmembrane transport; sulfite transmembrane transport
Cellular component (GO): plasma membrane
Molecular function (GO): sulfite transmembrane transporter activity
Source: RefSeq, a predicted model, not a curated record
AUGAUAGCAAGACGAUUAAGAAAUUUUGGAAGUUGGUUCCAUCCAUUCCUCUUUGUAAUGGUAAUGGGGACUGGUAUUUCUGCAGAUUUACUUUUUGAAUUCCCUUAUGAAGCAAGAUGGUUAAAGAUAUGCUCUUAUCCCAUGUUUGCAACUGCUGUAUUGCUAUUCCUAUAUCUCCAAUUAAUGGGUAUUGUUCAUUUUAUAUUCUAUGUGAAGGAUAAAUCGUUUAAAGAGUAUGUGGAUCAAUUUAUUAGAAACGUUACGAUAAGUACUGGGUGGGGGACAUAUCCAAUGGGUCUUUCGACCAUUAUAAAUUAUUUAUAUCUAUUGGCGGAACACAGAAUUGAAAGUAAAAUAAAAGCUAAACGUGUAAUGAGAUUGGUUUACGUAUUAUGGUGGUACGACUUAGCGUUAGCAUUAUUAUGUGCAUGGGGGAUUUCCUUUCUCAUUUGGCAGAGACACUUUAUGGGUCCAUUGGGUAAACACAGAUCACAUCAGGAGAAAGUAAUGUCUGAACAUCUAAACAGUACACUUUUGCUGAAUAUUAUACCAUUGGUAGUGAAUAGUUCAUCCAGUGGAUUAUUUACCAUGACAGAUCUUUUUUCAGAAACUUUUAACAGAAAUAUUCAAUUAUUGACACUUGUAAUUACGGUAUUGGUUUGGUUGCAAGCCCAAGGAUUUGUCGCCAUCUUAUUUGUCAUCAAUUUUUGGAAUUUCUAUGUCAAUAAGUUACCUGCCAUGAUGCAAGCCUUUACGACCUUCUUGUUUUUGGGCCCCAUGGGUCAAGGGGCAUAUGGUAUUAACUUGCUCACUGAAGACAUUAGGCUUUAUGUGGAAAAAUACUAUAACGGUAAUAAUGGAAAUGUUAACAAUAAUAAUUCUGAUCUACAAAGGCAAAUUUUAUUACUCGCAGUACCAUGGUCAUUUAAAAUCAUUGCGCUAAUGUUAGCAUUCUUACUACUGUCUUUUGGUUAUUUCUUUACCGUAAUUGGCUUUACAUCGUUGUCAUCACAUUGGAAAUCAGCGGUAGAAAUUAAUGUUGGCUCCGGAAUUAAGCGUAGGAGAAUAUGGCAUUUCCACAGAGGUUGGUUUGCAAUGACUUUCCCCAUGGGAGCCAUGUCGUUGGGUACCUAUAGAAUUUGGGUCCUUUACAAUGAUUACGUGCCCAUGAAGACUUUUAGAGUUUUGGGAACCAUCUACGCAUCGAUCUGCAUAAUCUGGACCCUAGUGUGCCUCUCCGGUACAUUUUAUCACUCUGUAAUCCCCAGAUUAAAGAAAAUAAGAAUUCGUCGUGAUCAUCGUAGUUCUACAUUGACUGAGGAUCAAUUACAAGAGGAGUCUAAAUUCGAUACCACAAAUUCAAAUUUCCAUGAAGAUAAUUCAUCAAGACUAGUUUAG